AUGGAGCAACAAGAAAAGAAAAAGAGAAAAAUCCAGAGGAGCAUAUCAACACAAUCUUCAUCUAUGUCUUCAAUUCCUCUGGAUGUAACCUCGAAGAUACUUGCAAAGCUGCCCGCAAAAUCAGUAUUGAGAGCUCGUUGUGUUUCAAAGCAAUGGUCAUCAAUCAGCACUGAUCCAUAUUUCAUCAGUAACAUGUUCCCAAAACAGUCUUCAUCGAGUCUUCUAAUCUUCUUCAAACCAAAAAGAAAGCUGUUUGUUAUCUCCAUUCACCAGAAUCCAAACGAGCCUCAGCAUGUGGGAAUCUGUCCACGGCUUGAUCUGUUUCCGAAUAGCAAAAAAACCCAUUAUUUGGAACCCUACCUUGAGAAAAUUCUCAACCUUGCCCAAACCCAAAAGCAACUGGAAGGUAACACUAUUGGUGACAAUGAUGGGCAAUGCAUCAAUGGUGUUCUAUACUAUAGAGCCAGUCUUGAUCAAUCUAAUGUUGACAUUAUAAUGAGUUUUGAUGUCAGUACCAUGUACAACAAGGAUAUCACACUGUGGGUUUUGGAGGAUGCCAAAUGGUUGUGCAAACACUUUACUAGAGCAUCUUAUAAUGAUCAGCCUUUGCAAGCACUUUCCGGGAUAAAUGGUAUCACUGAUGAUGGUGAGUUUAUUUAUGUAGCAUACGUUCUCGACUCGUUCUAUAUUUUAUACUACGAUCCGGAGAAAAAGAGCUACAGAAGAGUCGAUCUUCAAGGAGUCGGCGAUGCUGAUUUUAUGCUCCGUAAUGGACUUGGAAACAUGGAUGGAAUUCGGAUCCAUACUUGCCUCAACAUUGAGAGUCUAUUGUCUUUGUAA
Molecule: messenger RNA, 840 nt
Organism: Arabidopsis thaliana (thale cress)
Lineage: Eukaryota; Viridiplantae; Streptophyta; Magnoliopsida; Brassicales; Brassicaceae
Product: F-box and associated interaction domains-containing protein
Exons: 4
Coding region: 1-840 (279 amino acids)
Source: RefSeq, marked reviewed